CAGAUGGUUCCUGUCAUGGACAUCAUGACCCCAGCUCCUCUGACACAGAACUGCUCCAACUGCAGCAGAGUUUUCGUCCCGGAGCUCAACAUUGUGAAGGCUGUGACUUUGGGCUUGAUCCUUGGUGUCUUCAUUGUGUUUGGAAUUGUGGGAAACAUCCUGGUAAUCCUCUCUGUUGUUUGUCACCGACACCUGCGGACGGUCACACAUUACUUUAUAGUUAAUCUGGCAGUGGCCGAUUUGCUGCUGAGCUCCACUGUACUGCCCUUCUCUGCCCUUUUUGAGAUCCUGGAUCGUUGGGUUUUUGGACGGGUCUUCUGUAAUGUUUGGGCAGCUGUGGAUGUGCUCUGCUGCACCGCCUCCAUCAUGAGCCUCUGCGUGAUCUCUGUGGACCGCUACAUUGGAGUCAGUUAUCCUCUGCGUUAUCCAGCCAUCAUGACAAAACGCAGGGCUCUGCUGGCUGUGAUGCUGCUGUGGAUGCUGUCUAUCAUCAUAUCUAUUGGACCUUUGUUUGGCUGGAAAGAGCCUGCUCCGGAGGACGAGUCCGUCUGCAAGAUCACAGAGGAGCCUGCCUACGCCAUCUUCUCUGCUGUGGGCUCCUUCUACCUCCCUCUCACCAUCAUACUGGCCAUGUACUGUCAGGUCUAUGUGGUCGCUCGCAGAGAGAGCCAGGGCCUGAGGGAGGGCCACAAGACUGAGAAGUCCCAUUCGGAGCGGGUGAUUCUCAGGAUACACAGAGGCAACGCGACCGUGACAGAGGACGAGGCCCUUCGCAACCGCACUCACUUUGCACUGCGACUGCUCAAGUUCUCACGUGAGAAGAAAGCUGCAAAGACCUUGGGCAUCGUGGUGGGCUGCUUCGUGUUAUGCUGGCUGCCCUUUUUCCUGGUGCUACCCAUAGCCUCCAUAUUCCCUGCAUACAGACCUUCUGACACAGUGUUCAAGAUCACCUUCUGGCUCGGCUACUUCAACAGCUGCAUCAACCCCAUCAUCUACCCGUGCUCCAACCAGGAGUAUAAGAAAGCUUUCCAGAGUUUACUUGGAGGUCGCUGUUUAAGAAGGACACCCAGACCACAGCAUCAACAUCUGGGUGCAGGUCACAGUCAACCACAAGGUCUCAGCAGGCCCCUCACGCUGGGCCCAGACAGCAGGGUGGCCCCCUGUCAGCUCAGCCCCUCCUCUUCCAUGGCCUUGUCCAGGACCCCUUCCUCCAAGGACAGCAGGGACUGGAGGGUCUUUUCUGGAGGCUCCACGAGUGGCUCGGGUCCGGCCACGGCGGGCAGGGCUAAAGUGGCCAAACUUUGCAGCAAAAGCUUCCACCAAACCUGCUGCUGUAUCCUCAGCAGCGGGACCCCACCGCAGGAGUCAGACUGUGCCCAGCCCCCCCCUGCCGCAAACCUUCCCACCAUUAAAAUCCACCAACUGUCCUUGUCGGAAAAAGGAGAGUCUGUGUAA
Limanda limanda (common dab) is the source of this 1455-nucleotide messenger RNA. RefSeq names its product adrenoceptor alpha 1Aa (gene adra1aa). The transcript has 2 exons. Gene Ontology annotation, biological process: adenylate cyclase-activating adrenergic receptor signaling pathway; phospholipase C-activating G protein-coupled receptor signaling pathway; positive regulation of cytosolic calcium ion concentration. NCBI's taxonomy places the organism in Eukaryota, Metazoa, Chordata, Actinopteri, Pleuronectiformes, Pleuronectidae. The coding region runs from base 4 to 1455 and encodes 483 amino acids. The record is from RefSeq and is a predicted model, not a curated record. Gene Ontology annotation, cellular component: membrane. Gene Ontology annotation, molecular function: alpha1-adrenergic receptor activity.